GGGCUGAAAGAGUGUGUUUGUACAUGUGCAGGAAGGGGAGAAUGAGGCAGAGUGUGUGUGUGCGUGACCACACAAAACCAGACGUUCAUAACUGAGCAGAAGAGGAAGAGAGACUAAAAGCUGCUGACAAACACAUUAUAAUGAUACUUUGUGUUGUGGAUUUAAAGACGUUUGGAUUAUCAAGUCACUGGAUUGUAAAGCACAGGACGGAUCCUGGAGAUCAUGGAAAAUGUCUCAGCACUGACUAACCAUUCACAACUCAGCAACUCCUCCAUGACCUCUGAUUCGUUGAAGACACCUCCAGAGUUCAGUGAUGUAGAACUUGUGCUGCUCGGCGUUGCAAUGGCUAUCCUGGUUCUGGCCAUAGUUUUUGGUAAUGUGCUGGUGAUUACAGCCAUCCUGCGGUUCCAGCAGCUCCAGACUGUCACCAAUCUCUUCAUAGCCUCACUGGCUGUUGCGGACCUCAUCAUGGGUUUGGUUGUGGUCCCCUUUGGCUGCAGCCCCAUUCUGCUGGGAGUCUGGCAGUUUGGAAACUUCAUGUGUGAAUUCUGGACAGCAACUGACGUGCUGUGUGUGACAGCCAGCAUUGACACCUUGUGUGUGAUUGCUCUUGACCGCUACCUUGCCAUCACCUCCCCGCUCCGCUACCCAACGCUACUGACCAGGGGUCGGGCCUUUGCUGUGGUCCUAGGGGUUUGGGUGGUGGCCUCCCUCAUUUCCUUCCUGCCUAUACAUCUGAAGCUGUGGGUGUCGAAAGAUAAGGAAGCUAUCCGGUGCUUGAAUGAUGAGUACUGCUGUGACUUCAACACCAAUGCAGCGUACGCGGUGUCCUCCUCAAUUGUGUCCUUCUACCUGCCGCUGGUGGUGAUGAUUUUCCUGUACGCCCGGGUCUUCCAGGAGGCCCAGAAACAGCUGGAGAAGAUCCGAGGGAGAGAGAGGCGCUUCUGUAACUUGCAUAACACUGCACAGCUGACUUAUCCGGAUGAUAGUCCAGCAAUGAAUAAACUCAGGGCAGGAAGAGAGGUGGGAGAACAAGCAGAAGAGGACAGACUAAACAUGCAAAAAAUAGGAGAUAUAGACACUGGCAACGAGGAAAAGUUAGGAGAGAGCAGAGCAAGGACAGAAAAAGGGGAAGGGAAACACUCUGCCACAAAGCGUCUUAAAUUCUGUCUGAAGGAGCACAAGGCUGUGAAAACUCUGGGGAUCAUCAUGGGAACCUUCACUAUGUGUUGGUUACCAUUCUUCAUCCUCAACAUCCUCACGAACUUUUUCAACUGUGGUGAAAGUAAGCUGCUCUUCAGACUCCUCAACUGGCUGGGAUACUCCAACUCAGCCUUCAACCCGCUCAUCUACUGCCGCAGCCCUGACUUUAGGCACGCCUUUCAGGAGAUUCUCUGUUUGAGGGGCAAAGGGGGAAGCUGGAGAGGGAGGAGAGGAUGGGGAUGGUGCAGGGAGAGAGAUUGCUACUCCAAGUCCCCAGGUAGGACGAACAGAAAGUCAGACAUGAAUGGUGUCAAGGGGCUGGACGUUCAGCAGAGGUCAGGGUGGAAGGGCAGUUUGAAGAGCUCUAUUCAAGCGAGCUCACAAACUCUAGCUCUUCAGAUAUCUUGCCAUGAGCAGGUUUUAGAAGUUGCUCCUGGUUCCCUGUCAAACUGGCAGGCCAACAGUUCUGCAAAUGGGAGCUGCAAGGAAAACCUGGCUUCUAUUGCUUGACCAAUUAAGAUAUUAGACUUUACAUUUUGUGUGCAUGACCGUGCUGUGAAUAUCAAUUUUGAUGAAGCUCAGAAUGUUUGUUUUGGGUUGAGACUUAAGCUUGUAGUUCUGUUAGUUAAUAUUCAUUUUAUUUCAGUAACUGAUGUUUCACUUGUGAACAGAGGUCUGACUUAAACCUUUAAAGGUCCAGAGUGUUGGAUUUAGGCAGAUAUAUUGGCAGACAUAAUGUAUAAUAUCCCAACAUAUCCUCAUUAAAUGGUUUGUAUGAUACCCUGUGAAAAUGCACACACGUUUGUAUGAUGUCAUACGUACUAGAGCCCCAUGAAUGACAUUACGUCCCUAAUGUACAGUUAUGUAAUUAACUUAAAGCUAUUGAGGUUAGGUGUAGGCAAGUAAAGGUACUGUUGUUAGGUUUAGGAAAAGAAACAUGGAAAGGAUGUACUUUAAAAUGUCUCAAUAAUUCAAACUUCACCUGAUUCCAAACACGCCACUCCAGUGAAAAUUCUCCUUUUUUUUGUCUGCUGCCUUGUUUACUCCUGUCAGCGCAUUGGUCAUGUGAUCACAGCUUUUCAUAAUUUGUGGGAUAUGUAAAAAUGUGGUUACAUUACUUUUCAUAGCAAAACAUAAAAGCAGUUUAUGAGAACAGUUUGAACAGUGAAAACUACGUUUUCAUUAGUGUAUAAUCACCUUAAACUAUGAACUGUUGUGUUUCUAUUACCUUAGUAUAGGCUGCUUAUAUCUACAUAUGGAGUGACUGCUCUUCCACAGAGUCCGCUGUGUUCUUUCUAAAGCAGCCCAGAUCACACAAACUGAACAGGGGCUGUGUCAGAAUGUGACAUUUUUUUAGUAUGUCUAAAACCUUAGUAUGCAUCUAUUAGUAUGUGAAUUUGCCUACUAUAGUCCUGCAAACACUGAAGAAUACGCUAACAUAAAUGUCCCACACUGCAAUGUGGUAUAGGACAAUAUUCAUAACUGACGCUUCACUUUAGUGUGAGUAUGUAAGAAAUGUAAGACUUUACUUUUUAAAUCAUUAGUUGGCACAGGUUCCAACCGGCAAGAAGGAUCUCAAAAAGUAUGUUGAACAAUAGUAGGCAUAUCGAAUGUGUAAUUCAAUAAUAAUAAUAGUUCGCCUUCACACUUGGCAAUUGGGAGAAGUUUUAGUUUUGCAUCCUCACCGCGAUAUGCCACUUAAGUCUACACACUGGACCUUUAAGUGAAUUUUCAAGACAUUGUAAGAUUACAAUGUAUUACAGCGGGCACAAUAACGCUGAAUUACUGGUGCAACACUCACAACUGCCCAAUGCAUAAAUGAAAAAAUGUGCAGCCUCAAAACUAAUGAUAAUCAGACCAGGAAAACUGCAUAUGCAGAUUGUUUUCAAAUAUUAUGAGCUUCACCAAGCUGGUACCUACAGCAGGGCUAUUGGGAAGAUGUUUCUGUUAUUUUAUCCACACUCCUGUUUAUGCUAGAUGGAUAACAGAAAGGUGAUGGACUGCAUAUGAAUUACUUGCUACUGAAAACAGGUAAAAUAGGAGUGAAAUAUUGACGGACAGUUCUGCUGUUACAUGUGGAAAGGUUUUAAUGACGCUCAGUGAUGAAGUUCCAAAGUGCACCUUUACUGAAGCAGUCAUAUAGGAAAAUCAAAGACUUUCUGUUGCUUUGAAAUGUAGAAAAAUGAGCCACUAGCAAGAAAGUUGAUGGUUCAGAUUUAUUAUUAUUCAUAUUGUCAGGUUUGGAAGAGAUUAUUGGAAUUCCUAAUGAUAAACCUUACGAGAAAUCAGACGAAACAACCUUUUGUUUUCUGUUCGUAACUGGUUGAUUAUUUCGUUAUCUCAAGCUUAUUUACUUUAGUUGGCAAAAUAAUUAACUUGUGAUCUUGAGAUAAUGAUGUUAAAAAGCAAAUGUGAGCAAGGCCAUUCUCGGCUUCCAUAGAAAUCUUUUAUGUGAACUGACCAAAAUCCUACUCAAACAUCAGAAACAAAUGUUGGCAGUCAAUGUUUCUGCAAACACUUAAUGCACUACAUUAACACAUUAUCAUAGGAGAUAUGUUUGAAGUUUGCAUUUCAAUAAUGCUAUGGUUAUUGUGUGGUUAGGGGGCACAAUCCCAGCAGGAAAAGCAACUAUGUCUCAGUAAAAAAAUGGCGGCUUUUUGUGAUACUAUACCCUGCCACCAAUUCGCUACAAAACAUCCACGUUUGGAACCUAAAAACCAGUUGAAACACACAGACGGGUCGCUACAAAACACUUGCGACUGGAGUCUAAAAACAGAGUAAUGGACUGUAAAAUACAACUGGCUUUAUUGUUUGUCUCAAACAAUAAUCUGCAGUAGCCUAGUCUACAGUUUGAAAAAUGCGUAUGUAAUGUUUUUGUGGUUUGCAGAAACUUAUAAUGCCAACAUUUCCUGGUGCUUAAAAAUGUUAUAUAUUGGGCAGAUAAUUGUUUUUUAUUGUAAGAUCCCAUAAUUCAUAAUCGGAAUAUGAAAUAAAGGUUUUAUGGGCCUUUAAGUGAAUUUUAAAAACCAUUUAGACAUAAUCUUGUGAACCUUCUUAAGUCCAAAACACACAGAAACAAUAUGAUACACAUCAUAAUGAUCAUUAUCAUCUUCUACAUAAACCCACAAGGCAGGGAGCACAGGCAGGCAUUGAGCAACCUCCGUGAAGCAGCGAUUCAAAAAUAUGUUUUGUUUGCCCUCUGGCUAAAAGUCUUAUUUGAAACAGAGGGACUCAUUUGAGGCUCACUUAUUAUAACCUCCUCAGAUUUUUGUUUUUCAUUCCUUCCUGAUAAACCUCACAGCUGGUCCAAAAUCAUUAACUGGUGUAUAUUUGUCUAUGAGAUAAACAUCUAAGACACAAACUUGUGACUAUCAAAACUUUCUCUUCUUGUGUUCGCUUUCUUUCCACGUCUUCACUCGAAAUAUGUUCCCUCUCUCUGUCUAUCCAAACAUCAGCAUCUACCCACUCGUUGCUUUUAUCCUGUCGGCUUUCGCUCUCUGUUAUAGUAUGAACAUUGGAAUUUGUCAAGCAGAGCUGGGGAGACCGUUUUCAUGAAGCGGGAUCUCUUUUCAUAACAUUGUCUGCCACACUCACUGUAAAAACUGAGCAGGCAGAUUACACAUAUUUUAAGUGUUUACUUUUAACAUGACAUAUUAAGUGUGUUUGGAUUAGUCGACGAUGAUAAAGUAGCUCACAUACAGUGGAAUCAGAUUGCAUUAUUAUACACCAAGUGGACAAAUUACAUUUUGAAAAUAAUCUCCCCAGCCCUGCUUUUAUGUGUAAGGAUAAAUAUUUUUGUGUGUAAAAUGGCCCCUGAACAAGGUAUUGAAGGUCAGUGUCCCUUGUGUUAAGUGAAAAUCUGCAUGUGUGUUUGUGUUUCUGUAUGUAUGUAUAGUUGUGAUAUGAUAGGUAACCAUUUGUGCAUCUCAAAGCUCGAAACAUGCCAUUUUAUACCAUGUAAUUUACUAUAAUGUAUAUUAGACUUUGAUUAAGUAACAGUUGGAAAAUAAUGUACUUUUUAAUUCAAUAAUUUAAUGCAUUUUAAUGUAUAGGGUUUAGAUUUUGUAUUGGAUAUUGGAAGAGAUUGAAUAUAAUAUAAGAAAGUAUGUUUUCUUUAGUGUAUAAUCACCCGAAAAUAAGGAUGAGCCAUUACAUAGGGAGGGCGUCCUCAUCCACGGAGAUUGCCAUAUUACACCGGCAUGUUUCUAUAGUAGCCCAAAAUGGACAAACCCAACACUGGCUCUGGAUAGGGCAAUUAUGUCUUUGUAUUGGCUACCAUAGUAGGCAGCCCCUCUGCAAUGAGAGAAUUGGGAAAAUGCAGUUUUUUUAAAAGGUGAAAAUGUAAAAACAGCUUUAUUCACAGUUUUUUAUUGAUUUAAAUAACCGGAUCUAUUUCUUUUGGAGCGGAAGAGACCUCUGCUGAUAAUUCAGCUUCCGAUAAAAACCUCCUGAACUUCUGGGUCGCAAGUCAGUAAAGAAUAACGGAGAGCGCACAUAAGCAGGUGCUAGGCUAGUGGCUCAUCUCCGACAUGCUGAACCAUGUCACUGAUUUUUAAAAAAUCGAGAAUCACUGAUUUUGUAAAGCAAAAUUGUUUUAAUUCAGUGAAUUUACUGGUUUAAAUCAGUAGUCCCCAGCUGGUCUAGCCAUGGGGUCCAGAGUUUGUCCUUAGACAUUAUUCCAAGGUCCACACAUAAGUUAAGUUACCACAUAUUCAAAUUUAUAUUACAAAAUGUAUACAAUACCUGGGCUUACAACACAAUGAAAUAUGAAAAUAUAUCUCAAUAACAGUGCUUUACACAUAAAAAAUAAAUAGCACUGCAACCAAAGAAAUCCAUAUUAUUGCCUCAAGAUCAGUGACAUAAAAACACUGCGCAGAAAAAGCAUGUCUAUAGGCCAAAUAAUACCAAGAACAGAGAAAUAAAAUAGUAGCUAUCUGAAAAGCAAUUCAAAAUAAAAGCCCUGUGUCAGAAAUUCAAAAACUGUGCUUUUUUAAAACUUGACAUGUUCAGGAGGCACUUGCGGUCCUUUCAGAUUAGACCCGUGACCAACUUUUGGACCACGACCCACUGGUUGGGAACUACUUGUUUAAAUCACUUUUGAGGGGAGGAGACCUCUGUGGAUAAUUUGGCUCUCCGUUAAAACCUCCUGAACACUGACGGAAUUCGAUUUGCAGUCCUUACUGCAAGAUGCCACUAAAUCCCCCUAAAUCUUACACACUAUUCCUUUAAUGUGUGUUUUGUAUCAUGUCUGUUACUACAUGUGGAGUUUAAGCAGCACUGAAACACAAGUCUACUCUCAAAACGACUCAUUUUAUAUUACAUGUUUGUGUCUGUCCAAGACUAAACUUGCUUUGCUGAAACAGGAAGUUUUAUGGUGUGUAGCUUUUAACCAGAGGGGCAGAUUCUAUUUUCUACCUCUAUCAGACUCAUAUGAAUGUCAUCUCAUCUCUGUAAAUAUUUAUUCAUACACUGUUGGAUAUUGUUUUGAGUAAAAUAAUUAAGUUUGA
This is a messenger RNA of Plectropomus leopardus (leopard coralgrouper), 6710 nucleotides long. RefSeq names its product beta-2 adrenergic receptor-like. The record is from RefSeq and is a predicted model, not a curated record. Gene Ontology annotation, cellular component: plasma membrane. Gene Ontology annotation, biological process: norepinephrine-epinephrine-mediated vasodilation involved in regulation of systemic arterial blood pressure; adenylate cyclase-activating adrenergic receptor signaling pathway; positive regulation of MAPK cascade. NCBI's taxonomy places the organism in Eukaryota, Metazoa, Chordata, Actinopteri, Perciformes, Serranidae. Gene Ontology annotation, molecular function: beta2-adrenergic receptor activity; norepinephrine binding.